Molecule: messenger RNA, 1375 nt
Organism: Trichobilharzia regenti
Lineage: Eukaryota; Metazoa; Platyhelminthes; Trematoda; Strigeidida; Schistosomatidae
Source: the annotation of a GenBank genome assembly
UGAAUAAAGUCAGAAUUUUUAGAUAAAUAUUAAUCAAAUCACUUUUAAUUUCAACCAAUCGUAAUUUCAGGGCAGUUGGUGAACAUUAAUCAGACUGAUUUUAAUGCUAGACAUUAUUAUCGAUUUAUUGAACACAGUUCAUAAAUUUACUUAGUGUGGAUUAAAGUGGGCUUCGCAUAAAAUAACACGUCAUGUUCGUGAAAGGAACUCUUAGCUUAAUCAUACGAUUAACUGUUAUACUGGCAUCAAUAUGCCUUUCAUAUGAACAAAUGCAGAUGGAAUUUCCUGGACAGGGUGCAAUGAGUCCGACAAUGGACUUUUCAAGCGUAAUAGUCGGCAAUAUGCCAGAAGAUUCUAAUCAAAAUACACAAGUUGGAUCUAUUGUGCUAGAUCAAAUGCCGGAUCAGUUUCAAGUACCUACACCUGUGCAAAAUACUAUGGUUUCGACGGCAACAACGACGUCAACAACAACAAAAAAUGAAGAUGAUCUGGAUAAUUCAUUUGGAAGUCAAGUCUCAGCAAUCCAACCAGCAUCUUCAGUAAUUGGUUAUAUCUCUCCAUCCAGAUCACAUAAUGGAUAUGAUAACUAUUUUUCCACUAUACCACAGGAAAGAGUACCUUUUCUCGGGUUUUUUCCUCCGACUGAAAAUCAAGUAGCUUUCACUUUACCUGGGCAAAUUCCUGCAGCAAGUCCUCUCACAGCUGCACCACCAGGAACGAAUGGAUUUGUGCCACCAGCAACAGGUGCAACUAUGCCACCAGUAUCGAGUGGAUUUGUACCACCAGGAAUGGGUGGAUUUGUGCCACCAGCAACAGGUGCAACUAUGCCACCAGUAUCGAGUGGAUUUGUACCACCAACAACGGGUGGAUUUGUGCCACCAACAACGGGUGGAUUUGUGCCACCAGCAACAGGUGGUUUCGCGCCACCAGUGACAGGUGGUCAACCAGGAACAUCAAUAACCCCAGGAGGUCUCCCAGUAUCAUUUCCAAUGCCAGGGUUCAGUCAACAGCUCCUUCAAUCAUCUCUUUGGCCUUAUAUAAUACUACCAGAAAGUAUAUUACAGUACUUAUUGCCAAGAAAUAUUAUAUCGAAACCUUACGGUGGUAUUUACUCCCCAAGAUGGCUAAGAAUUCUUCAGGAAAUGUACAGAAACAACUUGGAUGCAUUAAAUCAACCAGUUAGAGACUACGGAGACAUAUAUCCAUCUGGCUACGAUGAGUACUAUUUACCUGCGGAUACGGAUUUACAAUAUUUACCUAAGAAAAAGAAAAGAAUAGAUAUAUUCAGGCGCAAAAGAAGGUCUAGUCCGUCUAAACCUUUAUCAUAAAACGAUGUAUUAAUUGUUUGUAAAAUAUAAGUAUUCAGAAAUAGAAC